Messenger RNA from Tyto alba (common barn owl), 948 nucleotides. RefSeq names its product urocortin 3 (gene UCN3). Gene Ontology annotation, biological process: digestion; hormone-mediated signaling pathway; adenylate cyclase-activating G protein-coupled receptor signaling pathway. Gene Ontology annotation, molecular function: hormone activity; corticotropin-releasing hormone receptor 2 binding. The record is from RefSeq and is a predicted model, not a curated record. NCBI's taxonomy places the organism in Eukaryota, Metazoa, Chordata, Aves, Strigiformes, Tytonidae. The coding region runs from base 164 to 634 and encodes 156 amino acids. The transcript is spliced from 2 exons. Gene Ontology annotation, cellular component: extracellular region.
AGCGUUUCCAUAGAGAGAAAAAAUAUCACAGCCCUCUUAAUAACAAUAAAAGAAAAGCGAGGGUGCCGAAGUUCAGGGGAACGCGCCUGAUGCCUCUUUCCUCGGAGUGAGAACGCAGCAACCCCUUCCCAUCCCGACCAACGAGGACUACCAGGCCACCACAAUGCCCCACACCAGGCUGCUGCUCCUCCUCACCCUCCUCUGCGCCGCCGAGACCGGCCAGGCUCUCCACCUCUACAAUGCCGCCUCCAUCUUCAGCUGCCUCAACACGGCCCUCGCUGAAGCCCGGAAGAGUCACCUGGAGGAAAACGCCGUCUUGGACAAGCGCGGCUUCGACUCCCCAUCACCGGAGGAGGCAUCUGAUGAGGAAGAGGGAGAGGACGCGAUGGACGAAGAGAUGGGGAAAAGGACGUUCCCGGGGGAAGGCCAUUACAAAUAUGUGUCCCAGGCACAGGUGAAAGGGAAGACGUACCAAAACCGGGCCAAGAGCGACCGCCGCACCAAGGUCACCCUCUCCCUCGACGUCCCCACCAACAUCAUGAACAUCCUCUUCAACAUCGCCAAAGCCAAGAACUUGCGGGCAAAGGCCGCCGCCAACGCGCACCUCAUGGCCCAAAUUGGGCGGCGGAAGUGACCACCCCCCCCCCGUGGGGCAGGGGGGACUCGGAGCAGGGUUGGCUGCGUGGGGCCACCACCAGGCCCCAGCCUGCUGGCCAGAGGGGACUGACAGCCAUGUAUGAUAUUGGUGUUGUAUAUUUUUGACCCAUAGAGCUACCUAACUUUCAUAUCUCUUCUUCCUCCUUCUCUCCUUCCUGGUCACCUCCAGCCCCCCCCCCACCUCCUGACAUUUCCACGUACGGGGAAGAGGCUCGUGUCUGCAGAAGGGCAAAGGAGGCAUGAUGCCUCAGAAAGGUCCCUAAUUAAAGUUAUGAUCUCUUGAGUUUCCAA